AGGGAUGCAGUGGUAUAACGAUUUCUAGCUUCCAGGACGGAUUCCUCUGUCCUUCCAUCCUUCCUCUUCUCUCUCUGAAUUGCAGAAUGACGACAUUUUAAUCUUGCGGACGAUUUUUCCCCCUCUGGACCCUUUCAUCCACGUUGUCUCGUCGCUGCUUCUAUCACAUCUGCUCUCAUUGUCCUCUCCUGAGAUUUUUUUUUGCGUUUGGAGAACAGAAGAUUGAUCAGAUAAUAUGGAUUACACGACACUCUAAUUGCAACGCAAUGCAACCAUAUAGCAUUUUUGUGGACCUAAGGAACCCACUGGAGAAAUAAACAGCUAGAACCCAGACACAUGGCAAGAACCGUUUUUCUGGCAGGGUACUGAGGGAUUUUCUCAAUGGAGGAACCCAUCUUGCGUAAUGCCAAAAUGCAAGUCUAGACUGUGCACGAUGGAGGGAUGGGAUGCAAACCAUCUGUUGCGUGAGAAGGAAAGCAGGGGAAGCAUCUGUGCAUGAAUGUUCAAACAGAACCGAGACAUCACUGUGCAAUUACCGAACCGUUUAUACCAUUUGGACUCUUUUUCAUAAUCAUCGACUUCGAUCUGAACAUCUUCUCUGUAGUUGUUUCUCAUGCAGAGGCAUGCACUGAAGGAGCAAUGCAUGCUAACACUGUGUCUUUAUAUUCACCUGUCUAAAAGUCUGAGCUGAACCUUCUGAAGCCUCCAGGUGUGCGAUUAAUUAUUGAUUUUUACUCCACUCUAGCUGUCUCUCCUUGAAAAAGGGCUCCACAUGAGCAACUCAGGGACCCUUCAGCGUCGAACAACCUACCUCAUCUCCCUCACACUGGUCAAGGUCGAGGCCAUAGGGAGCGAUGAAGGGACCAAUGAAGAGACCAAACUCCAGAGUCCCACCUCAGCCCCAGGGCUUGUUCUGGGCCCUGAAGAUGGAGCAAAAACGAAGGAGGAGGAGAGCAAGCCACCAGAAGAUGACAAGUCACCAGGAUGUUCUGAGGUGAAGGAGCAGAAAGUGGAGAUUAAAAAAUCUAACAGGAGCAACAAUGGAUGUCCUAUUAGGACGCUUCCUCCAAAACCCAAGGUUCCAAGUUACCCUCCUGCAGUGAGUCAGUACAAAGCAAGAGAAUUUCAGAAAGACACUGGAGCUGAUGGCAAAGAAAAGCGAGAGGACGAAAUGGCAAAGACAGAUGUUUCUAAAAUGGAUAUUUACAAACCAGAGUUCUACAUCCCAUCUUCUGAAAGAAGUUCAGAUGACGUGGUGUCAAAUGGAACCUCUGUCCGUCCCAGUGUACCAGUCCGUCUAAUCCAGCGUCCUGAGACGGCCCUAAGACCUCACACUACGGUAACUAUGAAUCGCAGAGAGUUCAAGGACCCCAGCAAGACUAUUUCAUCCUCUGCUAAGAGUCUUGAUGUCAAAGCUAGAGAACACUCACCUCCAGUGACCAUCACCAUGACCAUGGGUCCGUAUAGGGCUUCCUGGUCAGAAAGUGAAGGCAGAGGCAUGUACCAGCGCCUGGCCAUGGAACCUUUAAUGGUAACAGAGGAAGGACUUCCAACGCGGGAAAGCCCCAGAGUGGAAAAGCUUAAAACCAUCUCCACAUCACUCCCAGCACCGGCCUCCACACAACCUCCUGCUAAACCGCAACGCAAAGGGAAGAGCCGCACUCUGGACAACAGCGACCUGAACCUGCUUUCUGAGGACCUGAAGAAAGGAAAGGAGGCCCACACUGGAUCCGGGCUACGCUCUUCUGCUCAUGCUCCAGGAAAAGACAGAAAAAUGCUCAAGUUCAUUAGCGGUAUUUUCACCAAGAGCACCCAGUGUCCUGUCACGGUUCCGGUGGUUCCUGCUGCCCCGAUUCCUCUGCACAGCCCCCUGAGGAGGCGCUCGAGUGAGGAGGAAGUGAGUCAGGAGUGGAUGUUGAGUCGAGCGCUUCAGGAUCUACAUCUGGCAGUGUUGGGGAGUCUGCGCAGCGGGAAAUCAGCGCUUGUGCAUCGCUACAUGACCGGUCGCUACCUCGCCCUCGAGACUCCUGAGGUGUGUAGAUUUGAGAAGGAAGUGCUGAUUGAUGGACAGAAUCAUAAUUUACUGAUCCGAGAUGAGCCGGGACUCCCAGACACACAGUUGUGCAGUUGGCUGGAUGGAGUGAUUCUGGUGUUCAGUCUGGAGAAUGAGAGCAGCUUCCUGGAGGUUUAUAACAUUUACAGAGAGCUGUGUAUGAACCGCAACGUUGCUGAAAUCCCCUUCAUCGUAGUCGGCACUCAGGAUAAGAUAACGAGCGCAAAUCCCCGUGUGAUUGAUGACGUCCGGGCGAGACAGUUGUGUUCAGAUGUCCAUCGCUGUGUCUAUUACGAAACCUGCGCCACCUAUGGCCUAAACGUCAACCGUGUCUUUACUGAUGCUGCACAGAAGAUUGUUUCGAUGAAGAGACAGCUGGCUCUCUACACUUCCUGUAAGUCUUUACCCAAUUCUCCCAGUCACUCGGGCAGAUCCACACCCCUGUGUGCAGCUUUUACACCACAGGCCAGUAAUGGAGGCCAGAGCAGUGAUUAUUCCUCCUCUCUACCCUCCACUCCAGUCAUCACUCACAAACACAUCAGCAUGGCGUCUGGAGGAGAAAAGCUCAGCCGAACGUCCCAGUUCACGUUACGCAGAGGAAGUGAUUCAGAUCGGAGGAGUGCAGAUAGUAAAGCAGAGUUUGGAAUCGGUCGCACAAUACCUAUUAAACAGAGUGUGUUGCUGAAGCGAAGUGGAAGCUCUCUUAAACAGGAGUGGAAGAAAAAGUAUGUGACGUUAUCAGCUAAUGGCACGCUGAGUUACCACGCUAACGUCAGUGACUACAUGCAGAAUGUUAAUGGUAAAGAAAUUGAUCUGCUGCGGGUGACAGUUAAAGUUCCAGGGAAACGCCCCCCACGGGCUGUACCAUCCUCUGCCCCCCCGCCUGGACUGAAUGGGACAUUUCAGGGUGAGCUAACAGCAGACGACACAUGUUCAGCCUCCAUGUUGGCAAGUGCUCAUUUAUCAGUAGAUGAUGGAGCAGGAGUGUAUGGACAGAGGACCCCGUUUACUCUCUCCUCUGUGCACAACAUCGAUAUCGAGGGUGUGUUGAGCCCGACAUUAAUGAAAGACCCGAGCACGUCUCCUACAGCAGACAGAAAGAAGCAGCGCAGAAAGAAGAACGUGACUCAGAGAUCAGAGAGCACGCUGGGACACGCUGAAGCCAAACGCAAAAUGUGGAAAUUAAAAAGCUUUGGCAGCCUGAAAAACAUAAACAGGACAGAUGAUGAGAACUGCGAGUUCCUGAUUGUCUCCAGUUCGGGGCAGACGUGGCACUUUGAGGCUCAGAGUGCAGAGGAACGAGACUCGUGGGUUCAGAACAUCGAGAGUCAGAUCCUUGCCAGUUUACAGAGCUGUGAGAGCAGCAGGCACAAGGCGAGGAGGAACAGUCUGAGUGAAGCUGUGGCGAUUCAGGCUGUACGGAACGCUAAAGGAAAUGCGUUUUGUGUGGACUGUGACGCGCCCAAUCCCACGUGGGCCAGCCUGAACCUCGGGGCGCUGAUCUGUAUCGAGUGUUCGGGGAUUCACAGGAACCUGGGCACUCACCUGUCCCGUGUCCGCUCUCUGGACCUGGAUGACUGGCCGUACGAGCUCACGCUGGUCCUCAUCGCCAUAGGAAACCACAUGACCAACAGCAUCUGGGAGAAACGAACGAGGGGACGGCAGAAACCUCGACCUGAUGCCACGCGAGAGGAGCGUGAGGCAUGGAUUCGUGGGAAAUAUGAGCAGAAGUUGUUUUUAGCUCCACUCUCCUCUCUGACUGACGGAUCGGAUGCGCCUCUCUCAGCCCGCCUCCACGCCGCUGUGAUUGACAGGGACCUUCCCAGACUCCUCCUCUUGUUAGCUUACAGUACGAAGGAGGAGAUCAAUGCUCCACCACCCUACAUGAUUCGCUACGGCAACGGAGGAGUGCACCAAUCACAGCCAGCCCUGCAUGCUGCGUGUCAGCUGGGAGACGUAGUCAUGACGCAGCUGCUGAUCUGGUAUGGCAGUGAUGUGAGAAGCGUGGACUCUCUGGGACAGACAGCUCUGACCCUGGCUCGGCGAGCAUGCAGUCAGGUGUGUGUGGAAAUCUUACUUCAGUACGGAUGUCCCAGUGAGAUCAGCCCCACUAUGUCCUCUGCCUCGAUCACGUCUCCGUCUGGAGCAGCCAGUCCCAGUCUCUCACGCAACAGCAGCUCCACCAGCCUGAGUCGUUGCAGCAACAAAAGACACCUCUCCUGAGGUUGAGGCAGGUGCGGUCAGGACCAACAUGUCAAAAGAAUCCCGAUGACUUUGGUAUGAACUCCUGAUGUGCUGAAGAGGAUUACGAGGAUUAAUUACUACUUAAAUACUGUGAUGUGAACACUCGCUCUGCAGAGACACAACGAGAUCAUAAAGCGCUUUAGAGACUAAAAUUAACAAAAAAAAAUCUGAAAUAAAUAGUUAAUUUAAACACAUGUACAUAUAGAGUAAGAAUCGAGAACCUAUGUACUUAUGAGAGAGAGAAAGAGAGAGAGAGAGAGAGAGAGACUACAAGAUGAAAUGUAUAGGAAAGAAAAACUAGAAAUUAAAUGAUUCUUACUAUUAGUUGCUGAUUAACGUGUGGAAAAAAAGAGCAGUAGAUAUGAGGAGAAUGAGUCGGAUCCCCCUGACACACACACACACACACACACAUAUGCACACACAUACACACACACAUAUACACACACACAGAGAUUAGCCUGCAUUAGCAUGCUGUGAGAUAAGCUAGUGUGUUAGCAAAACAUAACUAUUUAGCUAAUAGUGCUAUAGAAUAAGAAAGUAAUAAAUACAUUACUAUACACUGCAUUAGCUAAACAUUAACAUCUUAAUAUGUGAACAUGUAAGAAAUAAAAGAAAUAAGUUCUACAGGUUGGCUAUGUCAGGGGGAGCGGCUCAUCCAUCAGAGGCACUUUAGGCAAACUAAACUGAAAAUUAAAUAUUAUUUGAAACAAGUACAGUGCUAGUGUUUUUACACACUUGAUCCCUUCCUCAAGGGGGCGUCAUAAGCAGUAUCUGACCACGGCCCUGAGAUACGCUUUAGUUACAUUUUUAAUGAAUCCGAUGCUUCAUUUUAACUGACUUUCCUUUUUCUUUAAGUCAAAUCUGUAGUCAGAUAUAAUAUCAUUCAUUAGUAAAGGUUAAAAAUAAGUGCUUUGGACCAGAACUUCCUGUUAGUGGCGCUCUCUACAGCGCAUCAACCUGAGUUAAUGCCUUGUGUUUCAUUUGAAUGUAUUUCAGAAUCUCAUGUUCUUGAUGCAGUGUUUCUAACUGAGCUGGUGUUGUGUGCGUGUGUGUGUGUGUGGUUGCCGAUUGUGCCAUUAAUUAAAAUCGUAAAAUAGCACAUUCCUUCCAUCUCAUGAAGCUGAAUGCAUUGUUGUGUAGUGUAGUCAGAGAACAGCACCGUGAUCAUGAUGAUGAUGACGAUGAUGAUGAUGAAGCUCUGAGCCAGCUCCUGAUGUAGUGUUGAACGUUUACAGAUAGUAUUUUGCAGGUUUUUCUUUUCUCUAGUGAACUACAGAUGAAGUAACCAUGCAAUGUGUUUUAGUAUGUUCAUCUCUCCACUUCAGUGCUUCUGCUCUUCUCUGUGACUUCAUUAUUUUUCGCAAUUUUGACCGAAUGCAUUUAUUCAUGUGCAAUGUUAAAGAUGUUUUUUUCUACUUUUAACUGCACUCAGAAAAUACA
Messenger RNA from Clarias gariepinus (North African catfish), 5737 nucleotides. RefSeq names its product arf-GAP with GTPase, ANK repeat and PH domain-containing protein 1-like. Gene Ontology annotation, cellular component: nucleus. The transcript is spliced from 20 exons. The record is from RefSeq and is a predicted model, not a curated record. Lineage: Eukaryota; Metazoa; Chordata; Actinopteri; Siluriformes; Clariidae. Gene Ontology annotation, molecular function: protein binding; GTPase activator activity; GTP binding. The coding region runs from base 773 to 4276 and encodes 1167 amino acids.